This is a messenger RNA of Amphimedon queenslandica, 2616 nucleotides long. RefSeq lists its product as uncharacterized. The transcript is spliced from 13 exons. Gene Ontology annotation, molecular function: protein binding. The record is from RefSeq and is a predicted model, not a curated record. Lineage: Eukaryota; Metazoa; Porifera; Demospongiae; Haplosclerida; Niphatidae. The coding region runs from base 34 to 2436 and encodes 800 amino acids.
GCGGCUGCAGCAACAGGUAUAGGCUUUACUCUCAUGUUUGUGAUUGUGUUGCUGGUAGUUUUCUCUGUAUGUAUUGCCACAGGAGGUGGCAGUGUAGAAGUCACCUUCACUUCAUCUCCUCAUCCUUCUAUUAUUGCUGAGGGGGAUACAGCAGUCUUCUACUGUUCAUCAGAUCAUCCAACUGUUCUUAUCACUUGGUUGUUAAAUAACAUAUCAGCUUCAACAUUAAAUUUUACUUCACUUGGUGUCAUUGCUAAUGGAGGAGGAACAACAUCCUCUUCUCUCACUAUACCAGGACUAGUGGAUCCAUUCAAUGACACUGAAGUACAAUGUGUUGCAUUUGGAUUUGGUAUUGGAGACUUUAGUCCUUCUUCAGUGACACUGAAAGUACAGGGUGUCCCAGCACCUGUUGAUAAUUUAACACUGUCUUAUGAUUCUUGUUGUUAUACAUUUUCCUGGAUAGCUCCUUUCACUCUGCCUGGUUUUCCUAUCUUGAAUUACAACAUUAGCAUCACUAACAAUGGCAUGAUAAUAGAUCAAACAAAUGUCUCUAUGACACAAUCGACAUAUUGUCCUCCAGAGACUGGCACUCACACAAUUAGUAUAGCAGCUGUCAAUGAAGUAGGAGAAGGAAAAAUAAACUAUCAUGAAUUUGUUGUGGAAGAAACUGAAAUUCGUGAGACUAAGCCUAUGGAUCGAUAUAUUGAUUUUUAUCAAAACCAAAUCAUUUCCGUAAAAUUAGACGGAAAUGAGAAGCUUAGUGCAAAAUUAAAGAACUGCAUAAUUGAACUUAUUGAACUAAAGUCUACUGAUGAUAGCAACACCAUCUUUAAUUCCAGUAACAUCACUGAUGAUGGUUUGGUAACAUUUAACAUUUCAGAUCAAUCAGCUGCUGAUAAGUUUCACAAUGUCACUACUCAAAUCACCCUUGACUCUGGUCUUGUUGUUCAUAGUAACAGCAGCAAUCCUUUGUCCCUCAGCUUCUUUGAUGUCUCUGGCUAUGAAGUUCUGUCCAAAGUCAGUACUAAUGUCAGUUUUCAGUGUACAUUCUUAAACGGAUCAAAAGCUGCUGGAUGCUGUAUUUUUAUGGAAGAAAUGAAAACAGGGAAAAACUAUUCACUUGAUAUUACAAGACUAACAAGAGAGAAUAUCACAGCGACAGGGCAUGUAGAAGACUUUGUUGAAAGUGGCAGUUAUGAUGUAGUGAUAUAUGACAUUAAUUUUGAUGGAAACCAAGCUUCAAAUCCUGCAUAUUCAACUACUAUUGUUGUAGCAUCAAGUACUCCUACCCCUACUGCUGGCUCAUCCCCUCCUGUGAUAACAAGUCCCACCUCUAUGCUACCAGCCAGUCCUACCUCAACCACUGGAGAGGCAAGUAAUGACAAUGGUGGUGUGAUUGCAAUUGUUAUUGGAAGUAUUUUUGGAAUAAUAUUUUUUGGCAUUAUUCUUAUUGUGCUAGUUGCUUUUGUCUGUUGGAAACAUAAAACUCAUUCUAAAGAAUUUGAGAUUAGUAAAAGAGCAAGUCAAGAUGUAAGUAACGUAGAGCCAAAGAAUACAGUAAAUUAUGUAGAUGUAGAGCAGCCAGGUUCUAAUGCACCAGCAAAUCCUCCUCCUCUUGAAAUCAGCAAAACUGUUUAUUCUACAAUACUCCCAGCAAACAACCAGGCCCAGCAUGAUGAAGAGUAUUCAAGGUUAAACCACACGUCUAUUCAAGAAUCCUCUCAAGGUCCUAGUGACUAUUCUACACUUGAGGGGCAACAGGAUCAAACUGGUUCAAUGCUGUAUGAUACAGUUACUGAUAGGCCUAUUCAAGGCAUGAGUGUAGACCAGUCAAUGAAUUGGAACGUGAAGUUACUCACUUGUGAUGAGACUUCUCCAUCGCUCGCUCCUCCUCCUUCAUCUCUUAAUACAUCAUCACCAUCAAUAGUGACAACAGAUCUACCUUCACCAGACUCACAAUCAGACACUGGAUUAAUAUUGAGAGAUAAUAAUAAUUUAUCAGUUCAACCACAGGCUAAAAGAUCCUCAUUGAGACCUACACCAGUGCUAUCAGCAUGGGCUGCAGUGAAUCAGUUUAAUCAGUUAGCAUCAUUACCUGUAGCUGAUGAAUUAUCACCUCCACCAUCCUAUGAGUCAGCACUCAAUAUAGCAACUGAGUCAUUUGACAGACCACAGAGUGUCAUAAUACUUUCAAGGCUGAACGUUUCAUCAGAAGCUACUCCACCUCUUUCAGCAAGACCAAUUGAUGGUAGUGAAUAUGCUCAGUUGGACUUCCCUUCCUCUCCUCUCCCUCCUCCUCCUCCUCUUUAUAAUGAUGAGAAUUGCUGGUAUAAUCCUCGACCUGUUGUUACUAUGGUUAAUAAUCCACCAGUUAUCAAUGGGGUACAAUAUUCAACAGUAUAUACAACUAAUAAUCUAAGAACUGGUUUUAAUUAACACUCAAUCAUUCACUUGUGUAAUAAUAAUAAAGUAUUGUAUAAUGAUGUUGUGGUGUAUGCAUACAUAUUGCAGCCUUUAUAAUUAUCAUUAUAAUUAUUAACUUGUGUUCCUUGUUAUCCUCAACUGGUCAAGUUUACCAUAUGCUUGGCAUUCUGAUACUUUCACUCUUUCUUCCAA